Molecule: messenger RNA, 1296 nt
Organism: Penicillium daleae
Lineage: Eukaryota; Fungi; Ascomycota; Eurotiomycetes; Eurotiales; Aspergillaceae
Product: DUF3500 domain-containing protein
Exons: 2
Coding region: 1-1296 (431 amino acids)
Source: RefSeq, a predicted model, not a curated record
AUGGUGACUACAACUGAUGCACAGCUGGAAAAGCCUACGGGCGAGUACCGCCAGUAUCUGCCCGAUUUGAAUAUCCCACGUUUCCAGGUGAUGUGUACGCAGGAUGCGCACGAGUAUGCCCACGCUUUUAAGACGGGGAAGCAGCCCCCCUGGCUGCAUGCGCUGUACAUGCAUUGGUUGGAUUUGUUGCAGGAGCCCUUCAAGGGAGUCACCACCGACGGCAAUGUCCGUCCCGAUCUGUUCACCCUCCAAGAUGAGGAUGUCCCAAUCCAACAGAUCGUCGACGCUACACAAUCCUUCCUCUCUCUCCUCGACGACAAGCAAAAGGAAGCUGUCUGCUACCACAUCGACUCCCCCCAAUGGCGUACAUGGUCGAACCCAGAGUUCAUCCUCUCCCACAAGGGCGUCCGCCUCGACGAGGUGACCCCAGCCAUCCGCGACGCAGUCAUGAACAUCCUCAGAACCACCCUCUCCCCCGAAGGCUACGACAAAGCCGUCAGCGCGAUGCGCAUCAACCACUUCCUCGGCGAUCUCGUAAAAUCCCCACGCGUCAUGAACGAAUUCUCCUACAACUUCGCCCUCUUCGGCCGUCCCUCCACCACUCGGCCCUGGGGUUGGUCCUUCUACGGCCACCACCUCUGCAUAAACAUCUUCCUGUACAAGGGCCAGAUCAUCGCCUCGCCGUGGUUCACGGGCGCAGAGCCGAACGAGAUCGACGCCGGUCCUUACGCCGGUACCCGCAUUAUGCAAGUCGAGGAGAAACUAGGUCUGCAAUUGAUGCAAUCCCUCUCUGCCGAGUUACAAUCCCGCGCCCGCGUCUUCACCCAGAUGAAAGACCCCGCCAUGCCACCCGGUCGCUGGAACAAGGAUGACCAGCGCCACGUGUGCGGCGCAUACCGCGAUAACCGCGAAGUGCCGUACGAGGGCAUCCUAGCCUCGACAUUCAGCGCCGAGCAAAAGGAGCUCAUGUACGGGAUACUGGAGCAGUAUCUGCUGUACCUGCCGGCGAAGGCGCGGGCGCUGAAGAUCGAGCAGGUGCGCCGGUUCGAGGCCGAGACGUACUUCUGCUGGAUUGGUGGGUAUGGCGACGAGGAUGCGUUUUACUAUCGGAUUCAGAGUCCUGUGAUUCUGGUCGAGUUUGAUCAUCAUUCGGGUGUGUUUUUGAAUAAUGAGGAGCCGAAGAAGUUCCAUAUUCAUACUUUGUUGCGGACUCCGAAUGCGGGUGAUUAUGGCCAUGCGUUGCGGGCUCAGAUUCCGGCUGUGGAGGGGUUGAAUGGGAAGGAAAUUGUUUGGUAG